This is a messenger RNA of Leguminivora glycinivorella, 2465 nucleotides long. RefSeq names its product odorant receptor 45a (gene Or-60). Gene Ontology annotation, molecular function: odorant binding; olfactory receptor activity. The record is from RefSeq and is a predicted model, not a curated record. The transcript is spliced from 5 exons. Gene Ontology annotation, cellular component: plasma membrane. Gene Ontology annotation, biological process: sensory perception of smell; detection of chemical stimulus involved in sensory perception of smell. Lineage: Eukaryota; Metazoa; Arthropoda; Insecta; Lepidoptera; Tortricidae. Bases 110 to 1462 code for a protein of 450 amino acids.
UGAAGCUAUAAAGGAAACCUUACACUUGAUUAAAGCAGAACAUGUUAGGGUGCUUCAACUAAAGGUCGAACGAGUAGAUUGGCAAAUUAAAAUUGGUAGUGAAAUAAAAAUGUCAAAUAAAGCAAGCUCUGAACGCCCUAAGCGUUACUUUGGUGUGCAUUACCGUCUUUUGAGGUUCUUGGGGCUUGGCUGGUGGCAUCACCCAGACGAAAAUAAUUUCAGCAAUUUUCCUAGCGGGUAUCUCUAUUACUCUAUUCUCACUCAAGUCGUCUGGGUGGCGGGUUUCGUCGGACUCGAAACCAUCGAUCCCUUCGUUGGUGAAAAGGAUAUCGAUCGAUUCAUGUUCAGUCUCUCAUUCGUCAUUACCCAUGAUCUCACUUGCAUCAAGCUUUAUCUUUUCUUUUUCAAAAACCGUGCUAUCCAGGAGAUCGUUCGCACCAUUGAAAUCGAUGUUUACGAUUACUAUCAAAAUGUCCAAAAAAAUCGCAGAACGAUCAGGAUUACCAGGAUAAUGACAGCGUCUUUUGUUUUCUUCGGGUGGAUUACUAUUGGCAAUACAAACGUCUACGGCACUAUUAUGGAUUUAAGAUGGAAGAGAGAGGUAGCUCUUUUAAACGACACUGCCGUGAAGCCGCCACGGACGCUCCCUCAACCUAUCUACAUACCAUGGACAUAUCAGUCGGAUGAAUCAUAUAUCGCGACGUUCGUCCUGGAGACAGUGGGCUUGCUGUGGACGGGACACAUCGUGAUGACUAUAGACACAUUUAUCGGGUCACUCAUUCUUCACAUGAGCUCUCAGUUCUCGAUACUACAAGAGGCAUUCAUGACUGCAUAUGACCGCGCUCUGUCGCAACUAAUCUCAGACAUGCCGCUCGAUAUUAAUAUGCAGGGUGAAUUACUUAAUGAGAAUAUUGACUUUCCUAAAGACCGUCUGGAUGAGAUAGAAGUUAAAGUUAAAACAUUUUACACUGACACACAAAUUGAAUCUGCUAUAGAAAAAUCGGUGAAUAGCUGUCUUCGCCAACAUCAAUUGCUGAUUAGCUGCGUGGAAAAGUUCCGAGCGACUUACUCGUAUGGCUUCAUGACUCAGCUGCUGUCCAGCAUGGCUGCCAUUUGCGUCGUCAUGGUGCAAGUUUCGCAAGAUGCAUCGAGUUUCAAGUCGAUCCGUCUGGUAACAUCCCUGGCGUUCUUCAUUGCAAUGAUAAUACAACUCGCCAUACAAUGCUUCACGGCAAACGAGCUUACACUUCAGGCUGAACGCGUUUCGGAUGCGGUCAUGCAAUCAAAAUGGGAGCGUAUGACACCUCGCAUACGCCGGUACCUUUUGAUGGCGAUGGUGCGAGCACAGCGGCCUCUGAGGCUAUCUGCCGCCGGCUUUGCCUACAUGGACAACGGGUGCUUCUUAGCAAUAAUGAAGGCUGCCUACUCUUACUACGCAGUCUUGAGCCAGAAGGAGGUGUAGACAGAUUAAAUACUAUGUAGCAGAUACGCCACUUCAAGACAUUGGUUUUGGUGUUGUGAGAAAAUGUGAGACAUUGUCACCUUAAGGGUGAAUCCACGUAAACGUAACGUGAGUCACGACUUCAUUGAUUGUUUAUUUGAUCUAUGCAUAUAUCGGGAAAGUAACACUUAUUUAGAGAUAGAUUAUCACUUGAACUUGCACCAUGAAUAAAUGGAACAGGCCAUAAAAUUGUGACUCUUAUUACCGCUAAUUGACCCUUAAUAGUGUACCCAGCAGGUCAAGUGUCAAUUAAAAGUAGGCUAAGAUUUUAGUUUAGACUAAUAUUAGUAUUUCUUCGACAGUAUUUAUUGUCUGACAAAUAGUACCUACCUAAUAUAAUAUAUGUUGCUUGGUAAGUUAGAAUGUAACGAGUAAUAAGUACUUUUUUUGUAGGUUCAAAAUCUGUUGCGGUUUCAAUUAGGUUUGGUACUUAACGGUAUUUUUGAACAACUUUUGCAUUAAUAAUCAUACAUCGGGGUUUUGGGAGCGGGAAUGAUUUACACUAGCCCAAAAAUGGUGAAAACGAUAAAAGAUAAACAUUACUUUAACAUUUCUAGGUACAUUUGGAGCCAGUUACAUAGUUAAAUACAUAUUUCAGUAAUUCAAAUUACUAUAAACAAAGUUACAAAUACACGAAUUCAUUCCCGCACCCAAAACCCCGAUGUAUGUUAAUAAAAGAUACAUAAUCUAUAUAUAUAAAAUGCAAAGUCCUCACAGACUGACUGACUGAAAUCAACGCACAGCCCAAACCGCUUGUUACUUAUAUGCACGUGUGACACGCAUAACUCUAGAAGCUCCAUAUUUAACGUAACCAUAAAAACUUAAGGUCGUCAAACUCUAAGCAAAUCAUAACUGUUCGUCGUCAAACUCUAAGCAAUUCAUCCUAAAUUAUAACGAAAUUAAAGACCUAGUGAUACCAAACUGAUUUACGAUCUACCAUAUAACGUUUUCCCAAUAAGUGGCA